AUGAAGCAGUCGAGCAGCUUGUGUUUGCUCUUCCUCGUGGCGCUCUGCACCAGCCUGGCCUGCGACCUGGACCAGGCACAGGUCCUCUUCCAGGGGUUUAACUGGGAGUCGUGCAAGCAGCAGGGAGGCUGGUACAACAGGCUCAAGGCCCAGGUCGACGACAUCGCCAAGGCCGGCGUCACGCACGUCUGGCUGCCUCCACCCUCGCACUCCGUCUCGCCACAAGGCUACAUGCCGGGGCGCCUAUACGACCUGGACGCGUCCAACUACGGCACGGCGGCGGAGCUCAAGUCCCUGAUCGCGGCGUUCCACGGCCGGGGCGUGCAGUGCGUGGCGGACAUCGGCGGGACGCCCGACGACCGCCUGGACUGGGGCCCCGGCAUGAUCUGCAGCGACGACACGCAGUACUCGGACGGGACGGGCCACCGCGACACGGGCGAGGGCUUCGCCGCGGCGCCCGACAUCGACCACCUCAACGAGCGCGUCCAGCGGGAGGUCUCCGCCUGGCUCAACUGGCUCAAGUCCGACGACGUGGGCUUCGACGGCUGGCGCCUCGACUUCGCCAAGGGCUACUCGCCGGCCGUCGCCAAGAUGUACGUGGAGAACACCCGGCCGAGCUUCGUCGUUGCCGAGAUAUGGAACUCCCUGAGCUACAGCGGUGACGGCAAGCCGUCGCCCAACCAGGACCAGUGCCGGCAGGAGCUGGUGAACUGGGUGCAGGCUGUUGGAGGGCCCGCGAUGGCGUUCGACUUCACUACCAAGGGGCUGCUGCAGGCGGGCGUGCAGGGGGAGCUGUGGCGGCUGCGCGACAGCUCCGGCAAGGCGGCUGGCAUGAUCGGGUGGAUGCCGGAGAAAGCCGUCACCUUCGUCGACAAUCAUGACACCGGGUCCACGCAGAAGCUGUGGCCGUUCCCGUCCUACAAGGUCAUGCAGGGCUACGCCUAUAUCCUCACCCAUCCAGGAGUCCCCUGCAUCUUCUACGACCACAUGUUCGACUGGAAUCUGAAGCAGGAGAUAUCCACGCUGUCUGCCAUCCGGGCGCGGAACGGCAUCCACGCCGGGAGCAAGCUGCGGAUCCUCGUCGCGGACGCCGACGCGUACGUGGCCGUCGUCGACAAGAAGAAGGUCAUGGUGAAGAUCGGGACAAGGUACGACGUGAGCAACAUGAUCCCGUCGGAUAUCCACCCCGCGGCACACGGCAAGGACUACUUCGUCUGGGAGAAGGGGAGCCUCGGCGUCCCGGCUGGGCGGCGGCACCUUUACCAGCUCAGCCUUGUGCUGCAAACACAGCAGUAA
Molecule: messenger RNA, 1296 nt
Organism: Miscanthus lutarioriparius
Lineage: Eukaryota; Viridiplantae; Streptophyta; Magnoliopsida; Poales; Poaceae
Source: the annotation of a GenBank genome assembly